CAGUCAGUAUCCUGCUAGCGUUUAAGAACCACUGUGCUACGGUUUUCCGCGACCAGACUUAUGCAUCAACUAAACAUUGUUUCUAUCUAGAGGAAAGGAGCGAUACAUUUAAAAGACAGGCGUGUCUGGCAGAAGGCGCCCUACUAUAAUGGGGCCACCAAAAUGGCUCGUGGUGGCCAUCCUAGCAGCGAUUAUUGGCUCAUCAUUGUCUGAUUUAUCAGAAAAAAGAAUAAGGAAACGUAAUACAGGUUACGAUUACCCGGUUCCAUCGGUGCCUUUCCCUCCACCACCCCAGUAUCAACCACCACCACCUCCACCACCUCCUCCACCACCACCCCCUCCACCGCCUCCCCCUCCCCCUCCACCGCCUCCCCCUCCCCCACCUCCUCCCCCUCCGCCACCUCCUCCUCCACCACCACCUCCUCCACCUCCACCUCCUCCACCACCACCUCCUCCACCUCCCCCACCUCCUCCCCCACCCCCACCCCCUCCACCAGAUCGUACAUAUCUACCUCCACCAUCGCAAACACAACAAUAUCAGCCUCCUCCACAGCAACAACAAUAUCAGCCUCCUCCACAACAACAACAAUAUCAGCCUCCUCCACAACAACAACAACAAUAUCAGCCUCCUCCACAACAACAACAAUAUCAGCCUCCUCCACAACAACAACAAUAUCAGCCUCCUCCUCCUCCACCCCCACCUCCUCCUCCUCCCCCACCCCCUCCACCACCACCACCGCCUCCCCCUCCACAGCAAGACGUACCUAACCGUGAGUACCUACCUCCUGGGGGACCUCAGUACUCACCCCCAGCUCCAUCUCCACAGCGUGAGUACCUACCUCCCAGCAGAGCGCGAGCUGUGUCAUCAUUCCGUUUGUUCCGAAGAUUUUAGCCUCGGAGAAGCACUCUUCUGUGGUACGAACACACCAAGCUCGUUAAAAAAGAUUAUGUUCUUAAUUAUUUGCGCCAAAGACAAUCGAUUACGGCACCAGACAAUCAAUUUCAACUCAGUUUCAGGCGAUGUGAAAUAGAAACUGAGAGUCAUAUUGCUUUGAACCAAUGUCAAUUUGGGGAAAAUUAACCAUUCCAAACACAGUGUUGUUUUAAGCAUGUCACGAACUUCAUAUCACACCAUGAUAUCCGAAUAUUGUGUUAGCAACAAGAGUUCAUUAAAUACUUUGCUGACUUUACUGAAAAAAUAUAUACAUAUAUGACUGAUUAAUGUAUGCAUGUAACUUAUUUUUGACACUAUAUGAUAUAUGUAAAAACACUAUUUUGUGAUUGUUUGAAGCGUAAUAAAUUGUAUUCUGAAAAUA
This is a messenger RNA of Bacillus rossius redtenbacheri, 1316 nucleotides long. RefSeq lists its product as uncharacterized. The record is from RefSeq and is a predicted model, not a curated record. Lineage: Eukaryota; Metazoa; Arthropoda; Insecta; Phasmatodea; Bacillidae. The transcript has 2 exons. Bases 149 to 892 code for a protein of 247 amino acids.